AAGAAAGAAAAGGAAAAUAACUUAUAUGUGAAUUCUUUUAUAUUUCUGUAACACGAGGGAAGAAGUGAUUCAGCUGUUUGAUAAGUGUAUAAAGAAGAGCUGCAUUAUUUCAAGGAUGUAUCUUGUUGUAAAACUAGUAUUGAUAUUAAAUUCAAGGAUGAUUAAUGGUUUGAGUUACAAUCUGGAACUGGCUAUAGUUGUUGAUUUUUUGGGCCACUUCGCAAUGCCGCAUCAUCGGUGUUAACUUGGACAAAACCAAUAGGAGCAAGUAGAGAGCAGGAACCCAUUUCCAUUUAAGAGUAGCUUGCUGGUUCAGCUGCUGCAGCAAUGGCUUCGCAGUCCCAAGGAACAUCAUCGGAGGGCAGCCCCUCGGCCACGGUGAGCCACGAGUACCGCCUCGCCGUCCAAACCCGUUCCUACACUGAGAUUUGGUCAAAGAUUCACCAACGAGAUGGAGAUGAGGAGCUGGUGCUGGAGCAAGUGCUUCAACCCAAUCGAGAGUGCGUGGAAGAGGCCCUCCGCCACGCCCAACCCAACUCCCUCACUCGUCUCGUCUCCGACUACUUCCGCCACACCGAGGACGCCACCCACCUCUGUCUGCUCCUCCACCGCAGCGUCUACCGGGCGCGUGACCUCUACGCCCCUCUCCACGAACUCCUCGACGUUUUCGAGGACCUCAGCCUCAACCACUCUCAGUGCACCCACGCUUUUAACGUCUUCACCCAAUUCGACCGCCACGACAACCCUUUCCCUUCCCCCGACUCCCACCACAACUUGGACGACACCCGCCGCCUCUUCUCCGACCUCAAGAACAAGCUCGAUCGCCGCCUCCGCAAAGCUCGCCGCAUUCGCCGGGCCACAGUCAUAUGUCUGAUUGCAACUGCGGUGGGAGUGGUAGGUGCUGCUGCGGCGGCCAUCACAGGCCACGCUCUGACGGCUGCGUUUGUUGUGGGCGGGCCUUGUUGUGUGUGCACCAGAAGCAAGGACCAUAUGAAACAACUGGAUGCUGCGGCCAAGGGGACUUGUGUGCUCAACGGUUAUCUGGGUAACAUUGACAGGCUGGCGCAGCGCCUACGUACGGCGGUGGAGAGUGACAAGCAUUUCAUUCGGCUGGGAUUGGAGAGGGGUGCUGAAGACAAGCAUCCCAUCCAGGAGGUGCUUAAACAGCUGCGCAAGGGCCACUCCAAUUUCCUUCAACUUCUCAAUGAACUUGAUCAACAAAUAUGUCUCUGCUUCAACACCGUUAACAGGGCCAGGUCGCUGCUUCUCCAACACAUCUAUACAACACACUACACUAGUUAGCCCUCUUCUUUUUCCUAAUCCAGUUCCAAGGAGCUGAGAUGUGCUGCGCUAUGCAAUGGAAACCAUGCUGCAUUAUAUGAUCUAAUAUGUGACAGUGUGCAAGUAACACCUGAAUUCCAGAUUAUUGUAGUUACACAUGUUGAAUGUAAUCUUUAAUUCUUUAUCGAAUCCUGUAACUUAUUUGUGACCUCC
Fragaria vesca subsp. vesca is the source of this 1494-nucleotide messenger RNA. RefSeq names its product UPF0496 protein At3g19330-like. The coding region runs from base 328 to 1302 and encodes 324 amino acids. Lineage: Eukaryota; Viridiplantae; Streptophyta; Magnoliopsida; Rosales; Rosaceae. The record is from RefSeq and is a predicted model, not a curated record. The transcript is spliced from 2 exons.